AUGAACGAGGUAGAAGAUGUUUGUAAAGUAAGCUUCAUUUAAGUAGUGUAAAGAAGUUAUCUUAGAGCUUUCGAAUUAUAUUUUAGUAACAUGAAGGUUGAUAUCAAAAGCUUUAAUACUUUAAGGUUAAUAUAAAAUGCCACCUUAAUGUUUCAGAUAUGUGGCGACAAGCCGAUUGGAUUUAACUUUGGCGUAAUUACAUGUGAUUCUUGUCGCUCCUUCUUCCGACGUUGUAAUGGAGCUGAAAAAGUAAGUUAAAGCAAUAUUAUUUUAAAUUUUUAGGUAGACCAAACAUAUUCGUUUCUUCACUUUCUAUAUCCAGCUUUCUCAAUUAUAAUAUCGGGUCUUCUCAAUUAUAUUAUAAUAACUUCCAGGCUUUAAAAUGUCCAUUUCAAAGCAAUUGUGUCAUUACCAAAGAAUCGCGACGAUGUUGUCAAGCUUGUCGGCUUCAGAAGUGUUACAUUGUAAGUGUCUUGCUUCUAAAACUAUUUGUUUUUGUCUAUUAUAACAUUGAAAAGAAAUCAAAGUUCAUGUCGUUUUAUAUUAAGAAGGGCAUGGUGCACGAUGAAUCCAGUCGAAAGCGAACUUUAAAACCACCCAAAGAAGCCAAAAACAAGUCUUUGAAGAUCGUUAAGUCAGAAGCAUUUCCUCAACUGAAAACUGAACCAUUGGCAAGAUCUCAAGCUCGUUGUCUUUGCAAAUGCCAAUGUAGAUUCUACCCUCCAGAUACACCUUUAGUAGCAGCUGUAGAUGUCUGGUCAUCGUACGACGCUUCAUAUUAUCCAUCUAGUACUAAACAAGUCAGUUCGUUGGAAGAUUCAUCAUUUUUUGACCCAAAAAUAUUGUUAUCAAGCGGUACAAGGAAUUUAGCUAAUAACGGUGCAUCUGAUUUAUCACUUCUGCGUGGUAAUGACUAUAAUUCAUCUAUUACAACUCGUCUACCCGUAAUUACUACGGCAACAACUGAAGGUGCAACUAAUGAUAUACUACAACAUCAAGAACUGCCAAGAAGUUCAAAAGUUGAUCAAAAGGUAUCACCGGCAACUGUUUUGUCUCCAAAUCUAUCGCCAUACCCAUCUAUUACAUUACCAUCACCAAUUAAUGUGCCUACGGUAACAUACUCUUCUCCAAGCAAAUCUUCGAUGUCUACAACAAUAUCAUCUACAUUAUUAAGUGCUCCAUCGCUCCAAGCGUCUACAUCAUCUACAGCUAGUGCUUUUAAGAAUCAGCUACCAGCUUCAGAAUUAGAAUUAUCUCAGUUUUUGAAUUCUUCUCAGAUCUUGAAUUCUUUGCGUACUAUGAACAGUGGUACUAUGGGUAAUGGUGCUUUGAAUAGUAGUACCACUAACCAAUCACAGACCAAUUAUCCUAAUGACUUUGACCCGAACGCAUUACUCAAUAUUAACUAUGCUAACGCAAUUCAGAAUUCUCCUUUACUUUCUACACUUCCGAACUUCUACGCCAAUGCGCUGCAGUACCAGUCUUCUGAAUCUUCAUUUCAACAUCUGUCUCCAAUGCCCAGUACUAGCUUUUACGAUGCGUUAGAAACUCAAAACAGUAAUGGAACUGCAGUAGUGUUGGACGAGGAGAAUCAGCUUCUGAUGGACGAGUUAUUAGAAGCCAAUGGGAUUCUGAAGACACCGAUGGAGUUACAGCUACAAGAUAUUGAGAAUCCAGAAGAAUUACCGUUAAAGACGGUAGUGAGGAUAAGUGAUCUGGCUAUGAGAAGGAUAAUAUCAAUGGUGAAGCAGCUGAAGUUGUUCAGAAGGACGAGCUAUGAGGACAAGAUUGCGCUGCUUAAAGGUAAAAUGUUGUAGUAGGUAUAUGUGGUUGCAAAGUAUAUAGAAAGUCAGUAUAGAUACUGAUUCUUUAAAAUUUGUUUAUUUCGUAAACAAAUGUUUUUAUUUCUAGAUAUUUUUUGACCUAUAGCUGAGUAUUUGAUACUAUAAUAUAAACUUAUAUGAUUUUAGCAUUAGCUAUACUAUUUUUAGGCGGCUUGUCUGAGCUUCUAAUCCUACGUGGUCUAAUGGUGUUUGACCCGCGUAAGAACGCGUGGAUUCACAAUAUUCAUUCUGGCAGCCAACUGAUCAGCCUGCAUGUUGAUGUGCUUAAGAAGACUCCAGAAGAAGAACAUUAUGAUGCCCAUAUAAGGUUUCUCACCUCUUUCGAUGACGAAUGGCGACGAAAUGAGUUUGUCAUGCUGAUUUUAAAUGGCAUUCUAUUGUUCAACCCUAAUCGACCUAAUAUACGGUAAAGUAGUUUGAAUUUAAAGGGUGUUUUUACUGAAAUUUUGUUAAUUUUAAAAUAAAAAAAGAAAAAUAGGUUUAUAUUAUGUUAUUAAAGCCUCAAUAGUAACAAAAAACACUUUAGAAACAAAGAACAGAUUCAGGCGUCAAGAGUCAUGUACAUAAACUUAUUGAAAUGCUAUUUGGACGGGUUUUGUGGUGCAAAUAGGUCGAGUGAAGAAGCUUUCAACAACUUACUAGCCAAGCUAGAUGAUUUGACCGAGCUGAACAGGUCAUUACAGAGAAUAUACCAAAGUUUGAAUCCUGAUGAUCUAGACCCCUUACUCAAGGAAUUGUUUGCGGACAAUAAAUAG
Molecule: messenger RNA, 2599 nt
Organism: Bursaphelenchus okinawaensis
Lineage: Eukaryota; Metazoa; Nematoda; Chromadorea; Rhabditida; Aphelenchoididae
Source: the annotation of a GenBank genome assembly